AUUAAUUAACAGAAUGAAUAGCACAAUGCAAUUCCAUAAUUAUCCUGCAGAAGCACGUAUAGGUAGAGCAAAUCAAGUUUAUGACGAAAAUGAUAUUCGACAAAUUACUGGUACAAUCGCAGUUGAUCCAAAAACAAAUAAAGUGCUUGUUAUUUCUAGUAGUAAACAUAGGAAUGUAUGGGUGCUUCCGAAGGGAGGUUGGGAAAGUGAUGAAACAAAAGAACAAUCGGCUAUACGUGAAACCUAUGAAGAGGGUGGUGUGCUUGGCAACAUUAAAGGAUUGGUAGGAAACUUUAUGGAUUAUGAUUCAUAUGGUGAACUUAAAGGAAAUGUUUGGUUUUAUGAAUUUGAAGUACAGCAAAUCCUUGAUCAGUGGCCUGAAAUGCAUUUUCGUAAACGUAGAUGGUGCACAUUUGAAGAAGCAAUGGACUUACUUCGUUUUAAACCAUUUAUGCGUCAAGCUCUUUUAGCUUCAUCAUUUGCCCCAAAGGAUAAUACUUUUCAAAGCGCGUAAGAUACAUUACACUUAAUAAAAUAUUAGAUAUUAUUGUACAGAAAUUGGAAUAAUUAAAAUAAAAAAA
This is a messenger RNA of Cokeromyces recurvatus, 581 nucleotides long. RefSeq names its product NUDIX hydrolase domain-like protein. The transcript is spliced from 5 exons. The record is from RefSeq and is a predicted model, not a curated record. Lineage: Eukaryota; Fungi; Mucoromycota; Mucoromycetes; Mucorales; Mucoraceae. The coding region runs from base 14 to 514 and encodes 166 amino acids. Gene Ontology annotation, cellular component: cytoplasm; nucleus. Gene Ontology annotation, molecular function: pyrophosphatase activity.